GUCCAGACCCCUCGAUCCCAGUGUCACCAUGAGCCCUGUCACCUCGAGCCGGCUGCUGGCAGGUGCAAUCCUGGUCCUGGUGCUGGGGGACCCCACAGACGCCUGCAGCUGCGCCCCCCAGCACCCCCAGACGGCGUUCUGCCAGGCUGACGUCGUGAUUCGGGGCAGGUUCAUGGGGAUCACUCCACUAAGCCACAACAGCAGCCGCGGGGAGUCUGUGCCGUGGGUCCGCUAUGAGAUCAAAACCACGAAGAUCUACAAGGGGUUCGAGCCGCUGACGGAUGUUCACUUCGUAGACACCCCGGCCCUGGAGAGCGUCUGUGGGUACCAGCACCCGGCACCCUUGAAGGGGGAGGAGUACCUCAUCAUGGCCACGCAGCAGGACGAGCGCCUGACGGUCUCUGCCUGCUCCUUCGUGCGCCCCUGGGGGCGCGUCCCCCCCAGCCAGCGCCGCGGGGUCAGCCAGGCCUAUGAAGGGGGCUGCGCCUGCCAGGUGUUGCCCUGUCUCUUCAUGCCCUGCUCGCUGUCGGGCGAUGCCCAGUGCCUCUGGACCGACGGGCUCCUGGACCGGAGCUGGCAGGGGCCCCAGGCCCAGCGCCUGGCCUGCCUGCCCCGCCCCAGCCAGGGGGCGCCCCCCGGGGCCGACCCCUUCUGCACCUGGGAGCCCCUCAAGAGCCGCCUCCCCGGGGCCCUGCUCAAGGCAGGCCGGGGGCAGUGAGCCCCUCCACCACGCCGGCCCCCUGGACUGUGACCCCCGUGGGCUCUGACUCCCCCCCCACGCUGCCCCCCACCCGUUAAAACUGUUUUCCUGAGUUGGAUUCAUAAAUAAAGAAAGCUCUGUGA
Messenger RNA from Gopherus flavomarginatus (Mexican gopher tortoise), 843 nucleotides. It is a transcript of the gene TIMP1, whose product is annotated as TIMP metallopeptidase inhibitor 1. Gene Ontology annotation, cellular component: extracellular matrix. The transcript has 6 exons. Gene Ontology annotation, molecular function: metalloendopeptidase inhibitor activity; protease binding. Gene Ontology annotation, biological process: negative regulation of membrane protein ectodomain proteolysis; negative regulation of endopeptidase activity. NCBI's taxonomy places the organism in Eukaryota, Metazoa, Chordata, Testudines, Testudinidae. The record is from RefSeq and is a predicted model, not a curated record. Bases 29 to 718 code for a protein of 229 amino acids.